AUCCCAUCGAAUCCUUCCCCAAUUACUACUCUCCCUUUUCACUUUCCACGAAGAAUCAUGAAAUUUUGUGGAAGACGACGCAAAAUAUCCAUCCAUUCCAUUCCACCCACCUUCAACUACAUAAGACUCGCACACAAACGAAAAUGGUGGAAAAUUCUUGUGCCCUUCAAAACAAGAACUACUCCAAUUCUCUCCCUCCCCUCUUCCCCGUCUUCUUGUUUUUCACUCUUUUUCAGAUUUUCCCACGAAACCCAUCUCGAUUCCAGAAUACCCAGUAAAGGAUUCGAUGCAGAAAGUGGAAUCAAUGAAGAUUUUCAUUACCUUCCUUCUCUGUUUACUCUCUGUAACUUCAGCAGCCAACCCCACCUGCCCAAUGGAUCUCAACUAUGUCCUUAGAAUCCCAUGGAAUGCGACUGAUUGCCGAAACCCCUUCUUCCAAGCCACCGCCAAAGCCGCCAUGAAUGACACCUCCAAAAUCCCUUGUUGUCAAACCCUUUUGUCCUUGUAUGGAAUCUCUCUGGCCCAACACCUCAAAGAAACCACUCUUUUCAAUCUCCCAGACCUUGCAACCUCCGUCUCUUGCCUUCGCGAUUACCAAUCAAAGCUCUCAUCGCUCUCCCUUCCCGGCGACGUUGCAUCGCUUUGCUUCGAUCCUUCGCAGUUUGUGAUAUCCGAUAAUGUCUGUGCAGGUAUUCAAACUACUCGAGAUUGGGUUUCGAAGCUUGGCAAGAACACGCCGCUCGAUUCUGGAUGUCGAUCGGAACUUGUUGGUCCAAGUUGUGAUGCGUGUCUCGCCUCUGGUUUCAAAGUCCAAUCGAUUCUAACUGGAAUUGAUGGUAAUAAAUCUCAUUCUAUGGAUUGUUUUUACUUCGCUAUUCUUUAUGCUGCUGGAAUCGUGAAUGAAUUUGGCCCUGAGGGACGUAGUGCAUUAGGUUGCAUCUUUAAUCUACAAUUGACUGAAAAUGAAUUGAAAAAUAAACAUCCUGCUCUAGUUUAUGGUCUUGUUGCUGCUGCUAUUGGAGUAUUGAUCGUUUUUGUUCUGCUUGGGAUUUGCUUUUGGUAUUACAAAUGGAAAAAAUUAGUCAAGAAAUCUAGCUUAGAGUUUGAUGUAGAACUGGAUGAACAAGGGUCUAGGCCACAUGCCAGGCCUAAUACUGGAUCAAUUUGGUUCAAGAUUCAGGAGCUUGAGAAGGCCACUGAUAACUUUUCUUCAAAAAACUUCAUUGGGAGAGGUGGGUUUGGUUUAGUUUACAAAGGGUCAUUACCUGAUGGAAGUAUGGUGGCUGUGAAGAAGGUUAUUGAAUCAGAUUUUCAAGGCAAUGCAGAGUUUUGCAAUGAGGUUGAAAUAAUCAGUAAUUUGAAGCAUAGGAACCUUGUGCCACUUAGAGGUUGCUGUGUGAUUGAUGGGGAUGAUGAUCAUGAUGAGAGUGGAAGUGAGAGAUAUCUUGUUUAUGAUUACAUGCCCAAUGGAAACCUUGAUGAUCAUUUGUUUCUUUCACCAUUUGAUCAUGUUGGAACUGUAAAGAAGCCAUUGACAUGGCCUCAAAGGAAGAACAUUAUCUUGGAUGUGGCAAAAGGCUUAGCUUAUCUUCAUUAUGGAGUGAAGCCUGCCAUAUAUCACAGAGAUAUCAAGGGGACGAACAUAUUGCUAGAUGCAGAUAUGCGAGCGAGAGUGGCAGAUUUCGGGCUUGCUAAACAGAUUAGGGAAGGACAGUCUCAUCUAACAACUCGAGUUGCGGGAACUCAUGGGUAUUUAGCUCCUGAAUACGCGCUUUACGGACAACUUACUGAGAAGAGUGAUGUUUAUAGCUUUGGAGUUGUUGUUUUGGAGAUAAUGUGUGGGAGGAAAGCUCUUGAUUUCUCUUUGUCGUCGUCGCCACGUGCGUUUCUGAUCACGGAUUGGGCUUGGUCGUUGGUGAAAGGUGGGAAAAUAGGGGAAACUUUAGAUCCUUCUCUGCUGAAAGAUGAAGGGUCUUCUAAUUCAAAUCCAAAAGGCAUAAUGGAGAGGUUUGUUGCGGUGGGAAUUUUAUGUUCUCAUGUGAUGGUGGCUUUGAGGCCUACCAUUAUGGACGCUUUGAAAAUGUUGGAGGGGGACAUAGAAGUUCCCCAAAUCUCUGAUCGGCCAGUGCCUUAUGGGCAUCCUUCAUUUGUUGGCGACAGCAGCAACUUCAGUAUAUCGCCAACAUUGAGCAGGCCUCAGGUGCAUAGCGGUGACAUGCUCAGAUGACAACAAGAGCAAUCACAUUCAUCAUCAAACAUACGAGAUGUAACAGCCCAAACCCACCGCUAGUAGAUAUUGUUUUCUUUAGGCUUUCUCUCAAAGUUUUUAAAACGCGUUUGCUAGGAAGAGGUUUCCAUACUUUUAUAAGGAAUGAUUCGUUCUCCUCCCCAACCGACAUGGAAUAUCACACAAGAUCUCUUGAUUUUUUUUAUUGGGCGAAAACAAGAGUGAUGUAAUAUACUUCUCGUAGCAACUCAAUGGAUGUAUUCGGUCGACGUUUUCUGAGCGAAAGGGUAUCUAAAUAAAAAAUGACUCUAAUAUGUGGUCAACCCUUGGAACACACUACAGUCCCCGUGGAGUGCAUGUUGCAUGGGGAGGAGAUGCUCCCUGAGAUGGGAAGUCUUGGAAGGAGGUGUACAUGACCAAAAACUAAUCAAGAGAACCAAAUAUUUAAGCAUUGACAGCUUUAGAAGUGGAAUUAUUAGGCCACACAGAGGCUAUAGAAGUGUAAAUUCUUCUAGACCAGUUUUGAGUGAGCUGCUCUGUCCUUUAU
Messenger RNA from Cucurbita moschata (crookneck pumpkin), 2774 nucleotides. RefSeq names its product probable receptor-like protein kinase At1g11050. The transcript has 2 exons. Lineage: Eukaryota; Viridiplantae; Streptophyta; Magnoliopsida; Cucurbitales; Cucurbitaceae. Bases 287 to 2227 code for a protein of 646 amino acids. Gene Ontology annotation, biological process: protein phosphorylation. The record is from RefSeq and is a predicted model, not a curated record. Gene Ontology annotation, molecular function: protein kinase activity; ATP binding.